AUGACUAUAGUCAGAGGCGGGGAGAAUCCGCGAAAUGCGCUUUCGGAAGGUGCAAGCGAUAUCGACGAGCCACUUCCUGCUCGGCGCUCAACAUCGUUAUCGACGAUGGGCACGAGCAUGUUGAUGCCUCCCGGCGACUAUCGAAAUAGUUUCAACGGGGAAAAUGUACAGCAUCUUGAAUCUGAGAUUGCGAAGAUUGAAGGUGAAUUGGCGCGAAAUGGACAUCUCGAAGAACUCAAUGCAUCGGAUAUACUUGCUGGUAUGCCCACUCAGAAUGGCAUGCCUUUCACAGACCAUGUCAAUCCGAUACCAGAACUCUCCACUCGGGAAGAGAUCAGACAGGAUUCGAUGCUUGUUCCUGUAGCUCAGCAUGCUUUGACAGAUGAGCAGGACCCUGUGAGACAAGAAGUCAUGAAUUGUAAGGAACUACAAGCUCUAGUCUUCGCCAUUCUAGCUCCUGGUCCGGGCAUGACUGGCUUGGUUGCCCGAGUUCGUAUGAGCUUGACACCAUCUACGAGCGUCUUGGCUUCUGCGACGAGUCCAAAAGAGACAAAGAGGAAAUCUUCGUUAAACAUUCGAUCGUCGAACCACGAAAUCAGCUGUGUAAUGCUCAAAAGUAUUCCGAUCAACAUCAUUAAAAGUCUUAUGAAGAAGUAUAUGACCAGAGUGUACCCCAUCUUCCCAGUGUUGCAUGCACCUUCGGUCUGGCAGCAGCUAGAAAACGUUCUUAAAACAUUACAGGCACUACCACCUGGACAUCGAAGCAUUCCACCAUCGUUCGACUUUCUUGUCAUAUACUUGUGCUUGUCGGUCUCGGCGACACUUGGGAGUGCUAAAACAGGCCACGAACAGAAACACAUGAUUUUCUCUGGAUCACUAUUCGAGGAAGGCAUUCAACAUUUCUCGGAGAAAGCAAGGAUACCAUCAGAUCUCGCAGGCAUACAAGUCACUCUACUAGUACUGCAGUACGCUUCUAUCAACCCUCGACAAGCAAACGUCUGGGUUCUUACAGGCACAGUCAUGCGAGCCUCCCUUGAGCUAGGACUCCAUCGAGAACCUCCAGACAAAACAGCCCUUGAUCACCUUACUCUUGAUCUACGUCGGCGAGUUUUCUGGUCAGCUUACUGCUUCGAUAGAUCAAUAUGUUCAGCACUUCAAAGACCCCUAUCAAUUCCUGACGACUCGAUUGAUGCACAGUUUCCCUCCACCUUUGACGACCGAUUCAUUCAUCCCACUGGCAUCGACACUAAUGGCAUCCAGACAAAAGGACCUAUUAUUCAAUGGGUACAGUUCAGACAAUUGCAAUCCAGAAUGACAGAAGUCCACUUCCAAAACAAACCACUCAACCACUCCCAAACAUGGGAUGAUUGGCUAGACGAAAUGGAACGACGACUCCGCCAAUGGUACGACGACUACAACGACGGUCACGAGCUCACCGAAUUCACCCUCAUGCACGGCCUCACCAACCUCCACCGGCCCUCCCCUCGGAUCCCCAUGCCAGGCCCCCGCUCCCUAAUGCUCGCCUUCGAAGCAUCGUGCUCAUCAGCAAAAUCCCUCCGUGAACACAUCCUGACGGGCUUCUACCGCCGCUCCUGGCUAAUCGCCCACCACGUCCUCGAAAACAGCAUGGUCGUCCUCUUCUGCCUCCGCUACGGCUUCGACACCAUCAGCGCCAAAUUCGAUGCCCAGCAGAUCUUCGAAAUGACAAAAGUCUUCACAUCCAACUUCCUCACCCUUGCCAUGCAGGGCUGGGACGAAGUCAGCAACUACGCGGGGAUCUACGAGCGUCUCCUUGGCCCACUGCUCGAAUCAGUCUUCAGCAACAAACCUCCCAGCCUUUCGAGUUUCGGACCAGCUCAAGACGCAGAGCUGACGAGAUUGCUCUACCCGGGCCCCGCACAACUCGAUAAAUUGAGAUUCGGCACUCGUGGCAGCGAUUUGUUCUUGAAUAAUGGUGCGAUGAAUGGGCUAGGUGAUAUGGGUUUACCGCCGUUCGAUGUGGCGAGCUUGAACUGGGAUGAUUUUAGUGUCAGUGACAAUGCUUCCUCGGGACAUGGUCCUGGAAGUAAUAAUGCGGACUACCUGAAUAGCUGGGAUAUUACACAGUCGUUAGAUGCAUUAGCUGAGCACGGCAUAUUCGGGAUGUCGUAG
Messenger RNA from Lithohypha guttulata, 2151 nucleotides. RefSeq lists its product as uncharacterized. Gene Ontology annotation, molecular function: DNA-binding transcription factor activity, RNA polymerase II-specific; zinc ion binding; sequence-specific DNA binding. The record is from RefSeq and is a predicted model, not a curated record. The transcript is spliced from 2 exons. Bases 1 to 2151 code for a protein of 716 amino acids. Lineage: Eukaryota; Fungi; Ascomycota; Eurotiomycetes; Chaetothyriales; Trichomeriaceae. Gene Ontology annotation, biological process: DNA-templated transcription; positive regulation of transcription by RNA polymerase II.